AUGGAACCUGGGGAACGGCUGACCGGGAAGGUUACUAUAGUUCGCAAAAGGAGGGCCGGUGCUGAUAUGCAGUACAUUUUGAAGACAACACAUACAAACUGUCCGAAAGAGCCAACAAACAAUGACGAGCUACUAAUUCUUCAGCUGGUUGGACGACACCAAAACCUAAUUAGAAUGUAUCAUUUUGAGAAAAAUUGGUUCGAUGGUAAUACUGAGAUUCUCCUGGAGUACAUCAAUGGCCAGUCCCUCAGAGGACUACAUAUUCAGGACGAGGUCCAAUUGUCAAAGGUGGCAAAUAAGAUUUUGGAGGCUCUAACUCAUAUCCACAAGAAAUCAAUAGCACAUCUGGCUAUUCAACCUGAUCAUGUGUUGGUGAACCAGAACAUGACUGUGAAGCUUUGCAGCUUUGGGCACUCGAAGAUAAUAGAGGCUGCAAUGAGUCGUGUUAUCCCCUCCUUGGAGCGGGUGGCAGUCAGGCCCGCUCUUCCGAAUCACGGGGCUCAAUAUUUGAGCCCCGAGGCAAUACAAGCUGCCAGCUCCAGAAGGGGAUUGAAUGCCCUAACUCUUUUUCAGCAAGAUGUUUGGGGUAUGGGAAUGAUCAUCUGGGAGUUGUUUGUAGGCCACUACCCAUUCGUCGGUGUUGAUUUUAGUGCUAAUCUAGACACUAUUCGGAGGGCUAUUACUGAUUCCCUCCCGCUGCAGGAGGUGCCCUGA
Ipomoea nil (Japanese morning glory) is the source of this 714-nucleotide messenger RNA. Its product is annotated as mitogen-activated protein kinase kinase 4-like. The record is from RefSeq and is a predicted model, not a curated record. The coding region runs from base 1 to 714 and encodes 237 amino acids. NCBI's taxonomy places the organism in Eukaryota, Viridiplantae, Streptophyta, Magnoliopsida, Solanales, Convolvulaceae. Gene Ontology annotation, molecular function: ATP binding; protein kinase activity. The transcript has a single exon. Gene Ontology annotation, biological process: protein phosphorylation.